GGUAGCCGCGGGAGGCGGGGCCAGGCUGCCAACUGAGGAGGCGGCGGCAGCCACAGCUGGGGAGGCCCGACAGCCGAGCGUCCGGGCGGGCACGGAGAGCGAGCCGCGGGCUCAUGGUGCGAGGCCGCCGCGGGGAGGCUGCCGCGGGAGAAGCGCCGGGCUGAGAGCGAGCGCCGCCGGGCCGGCCGGGCCAUGGGCUCCCUGUUCCGCAGCGAGGUCAUGUGCCUGGCGCAGCUCUUCCUGCAGUCCGGCACGGCCUACGAGUGUCUGAGCGCCCUGGGAGAGAAGGGCCUGGCCCAGUUUCGGGAUCUCAAUCAAAAUGUAAGCGCCUUUCAGAGAAAAUUUGUUGGGGAGGUGAAGCGGUGUGAAGAACUAGAAAGAAUACUGGCAUAUUUAGUGCAAGAAAUUAAAAGAGCUGAUAUUCCCCUUCCUGAUGGAGAUACCAGUCCUCCUGCCCCACCUUUUAAACAAGUUUUGGAAAUGCAGGAACAGUUACAGAAACUGGAGGUUGAAUUGAGAGAAGUCACCAAGAACAAAGAAAAGCUGAGGAAAAAUUUGCUUGAGCUGAUUGAGUAUACACACAUGUUAAGAGUGACCAAAACCUUUGUUAAAAGGAACAUCGAGUUUGAACCCAGUUAUGAAGAAUUUCCUUCUUUAGAAAGGGAUUCUUUGUUGGACUACAACUGUAUGCAGAGGCUGGGCGCAAAAUUGGGAUUUGUGUCCGGUUUAAUUCACCAAGCAAAAGUUGAAGCAUUUGAAAAAAUGUUGUGGAGGGUGUGUAAAGGAUACACCAUUGUGACCCAUGCAGAGCUGGAUGAGUGCCUUGAGGAUCCGGAGACAGGAGAUGUCACAAAAUGGUAUGUGUUUCUGAUAUCCUUUUGGGGCGAUCAGAUUGGCCAGAAAGUUAAGAAGAUAUGUGAUUGUUAUCACUGCCACGUUUACCCAUAUCCCAGUACUGUUGAAGAACGAAAGGAAGUUCAUGAGGGGCUAAAUACACGAAUACAGGAUCUUUAUACUGUGCUGCACAAAACUGAAGACUAUUUAAGGCAGGUGUUAAGCAAAGCUGCUGAAUCGGUCUGUACUCGAGUUGUCCAAGUGCAGAAGAUGAAGGCCAUUUAUCACACGCUGAACAUGUGCAGCUUUGACGUCACAAACAAGUGUCUCAUUGCCGAGGUCUGGUGUCCAGAGGCAGAUCUGCACAACUUGCGUCAGGCUCUGGUGGAGGGAUCUAGAGAAAGUGGAGUGACAAUCCCUUCAUUUAUGAACACCAUCCCGACAACUGAAACACCCCCAACUCUAAUACGAACCAACAAAUUCACGGAGGGAUUCCAGAACAUUGUAGAUGCCUAUGGAGUUGGGAGCUACAGAGAAGUAAAUCCAGCUCUCUACACCAUCAUCACCUUUCCCUUUUUAUUUGCUGUGAUGUUUGGAGACUUUGGGCACGGCUUUCUCAUGUUCUUAUUUGCCCUUGUGUUGGUGGUGUAUGAAAACCAUCCCAGACUGAAGCAUUCACAAGAUGAGAUCAUGAAAAUGUUCUUUGAUGGUCGCUAUGUCAUCUUGCUGAUGGGUUUGUUCUCAGUAUACACAGGCCUCAUCUAUAAUGAUUGUUUUUCAAAAUCAGUUAACCUGUUUGGCUCUGGAUGGAAUGUUUCAGCGAUGUUUAGAUCUACUCUGGAUGAUGCUAAUACUUCGCGUCUCUGGGAUGACAAUGAUAUAAAGGCCAAUGCAUUUCUUCAGUUGGAUCCAGAUACUGCUGGUGUGUUCCAAGGUGCUUAUCCUUUUGGCAUAGAUCCGAUUUGGAACUUGGCCACAAAUCGUCUCAGUUUUUUAAACUCUUUCAAAAUGAAAAUGUCUGUGAUUUUUGGAGUUACCCACAUGACUUUUGGUGUUAUUCUUGGAAUCUUUAACCACUUGCAUUUCAAGAAGAAGUUCAACAUUUACUUGGUAUGCCUCCCAGAACUCCUGUUCAUGCUCUGCAUCUUCGGAUACCUGAUAUUCAUGAUUGUCUACAAGUGGCUUACUUAUUCAGCAGCAAAUUCUAAGUUCGCACCCAGCAUUUUAAUUGAAUUAAUCAACAUGUUUUUAUUCCCAGCUGGUGGGGCAGCAACUGGACUUUAUCAAGGACAGAGUCAUGUCCAGAAAUUUUUAUUAGUUGUGGCAGCAGUUUCUGUUCCUGUACUGUUCUUGGGAAAACCUCUUUAUCUGCUUUGGUUACACAAUGGAGGUCGAUUAUUUGGAAUACACAAGAGUGGUUAUACACUGGUUCGUAAAGACAGUGAAGAAGAUGUUUGUUUGCUGGGGUCUCAAAAUGUGGAAGAGGGAAUUAGCCACUUGGAAGGUGAAGGACGUAAAGAUGAAGAGGAGUUUAAUUUUGGAGAGCUCUUUAUGGCUCAAGCAAUCCAUGCGAUUGAAUAUUGUCUUGGCUGCAUCUCUAACACUGCAUCAUACCUGAGGCUUUGGGCACUUAGUUUAGCUCAUGCACAGUUAUCUGAGGUCCUGUGGGCAAUGAUAAUGCGUGUGGGCCUCCGUGUGGACAAAACUUACGGAGUCUUGCUGCUGGUUCCAGUCGUAGCAUUCUUUGCUGUUUUAACAAUCUUCAUUCUCUUGGUCAUGGAAGGCCUUUCUGCAUUUCUUCAUGCUAUACGGCUGCAUUGGGUGGAAUUUCAGAACAAGUUCUAUGUUGGUGCAGGCACCAAAUUUGCUCCUUUCUCAUUUAAACUACUCUCGUCACAGUGUAAUAGAGAUGACAUGGCGUAAUUCAGCUGCUGUAACCAUGUGCUCUCAGCAUGAUGGUGAAUUAUCAUGUUAUUAAAUUUCACUGAAGUAGAAUUUAUAAUAGAAACAUGUUGUUCCUGUCCUCCCCAUUGCCUUAUAUAAUACAGCCAAAUAAUUCUGUCAUUUAGACUGUUGCCUCAUACUAGAUAUUUUGUAAAGCUUAUCAGUCUUUAGAAGUUUAAAUUUCUUUUGACUAUUUUCAUGAUCAAAUGUAAGUCGGUUGUGUUUUAUGUUAAUGUUUAUUCUAAAAAAAUAGAUGUUGCUUUUUAGGCAGGGGUGGAGGGAGAUUUACUUCUUCUGAUUGAAGUUGUCUUAAUAGUCUUUAUUUCUGUUCAUCUGACAAAUAUACAGCACUCCCUCACUAAAGUUAACUAGUUUAUGUAAUUUUGGAACAGUUAAAAUUAAACCUUUUUUUUUAAAAAAACCCAACUAUAACUAAUGAGCAAUUCUAAAAUGAUUAGCAUCAGUAGUGUUCAGUUUUGGCCAAUUUUGAGUGUGACAAAAUAUUUGAUCUCACAAUAGCUGUGAGAGAAACCAACCUUUUCCCUACUUCUUCUUCAAUGUUUUAAUUGAGGAAAAAAGGGAUAAAAUUGCAUCCAACAAAUAGUUUGUUCCAUUGCUGAAAAACUGGUAAAGGAUUUUGUCCUUUUCUUCUUUCAUACACUCUUAAUGGUGACUGCACGCUGUGAAAGUUGCAUUGUGGGGCUAAGCCUUCUUGCCAAGUGUGGAGUUAGAAGCUAUUAUGGAUAUGAUUGGACUGUAAUGACCAGCUUUUGUCUGAGGUUACCCAACCAAAGUUGUUUAUAUUGAGUGAAGGAAAGGUACAAAGUAAUCUUUUGUAUAUUUUUAUAAUGAAAUGUAUAUUAAAAUAUUUUACCACUGAUAGAUAUACAUCUGUGCCAUGGAAGCAUCAUAAUUAUAUUUUUUCUUUUCAGAUUAAUUCUGAAUAAAGAUCUAAUUCCCACUUAGAUUUAGUAUUUUAAAUUGAUUUUCAGUCAUUCUGUUUAUAUUUAUUUAGAACUAACCUUUAUUAAGCUGUUGAUUGGUGAUCCUUAAUGUAAAUUCGGCUAAUUCAUCCAUUCAUCUUUUGGCUUUGAAUGAACAUUUCUCCCCUUUCCACUGAAAAUUGUGAUCCUCUUCUAUAUGGAGUUUUUGUUUGAAUUAUAUUCACUGUCAUGCUGCUUUAA
This is a messenger RNA of Trichosurus vulpecula (common brushtail), 3962 nucleotides long. RefSeq names its product ATPase H+ transporting V0 subunit a2 (gene ATP6V0A2). Gene Ontology annotation, cellular component: vacuolar proton-transporting V-type ATPase, V0 domain; vacuolar proton-transporting V-type ATPase complex; plasma membrane. Gene Ontology annotation, biological process: vacuolar acidification; proton transmembrane transport. The transcript has 20 exons. NCBI's taxonomy places the organism in Eukaryota, Metazoa, Chordata, Mammalia, Diprotodontia, Phalangeridae. The coding region runs from base 193 to 2757 and encodes 854 amino acids. The record is from RefSeq and is a predicted model, not a curated record. Gene Ontology annotation, molecular function: ATPase binding; proton-transporting ATPase activity, rotational mechanism.